Molecule: messenger RNA, 1125 nt
Organism: Ambispora gerdemannii
Lineage: Eukaryota; Fungi; Glomeromycota; Glomeromycetes; Archaeosporales; Ambisporaceae
Source: the annotation of a GenBank genome assembly
AUGUCCAUUCCGCUUAUAGCCGAAACUGCAACUAAUGAUCCAAAUUCAAAUAAAAGUAAAAAUAAAGUAAUAUCUUUAGUAUUAGAUUCCGGUUCGUUGAUAAAGGGGACCCCAGUUCGUCACUUGGCGGAAAAGUUUUAUACAGUGCCAGAAGUUUUAGCCGAAAUAAGAGAUAAAGAAUCACGAGAUUAUUUGGCGCAGCUUCCAUUUGAGCUUAUAUCAUUAACUCCAUCGGAUCAAGCUUUAAAAGAAGUGAUUAAUUUUUCGAAAAAAUCUGGUGAUUUUUCUAGUUUAUCUGUAGUAGAUGUCAAGGCGAAAACAAUACAGCCCCAUCAAACUGAACAUAAUAAAAAGGAAGAUGAACUGUCUUCAUCUAUUGAUGAAAAACUAAUUGUUACCGAAGAAAAAUCCGACGAAUUGUUACCUGAUAAAGAAAUAUUACAAAAAAUGCCACAUAUAAAACAGAUUGAUAGCAUUAAAGAUGAAGAAAUACUGCAGAUGGUUUCAGAUACUUCUAAUAUAAUAAAACCCGAUGCAUAUGGCAUACAUAAUGGUUUCUCAUCAUCUAACCCGAAUAAUAAACCAGUAAUUAUGAAAGUCGCUUGUAUGACAACCGACUACACCAUGCAAAAUGUAAUGCUACAAAUGCGAUUGAAUUUGCUCUCAAUUGAAGGGAUAAGAAUCAAAAAAAUCAAAAAUUGGGUUCUUCGAUGUCAUGCAUGUUUCAAGAUAACAUCUAAUAUGGAGAAACAAUUCUGUCCAAGUUGUGGCGGUCCGACAUUAAUCCGGACUUCUACUACCACCGAUGAAAAUGGUAAUAUCAGAUAUUAUUUGAAAAAGAAUUUUCAGCACAACCUACGUGGAACAAAGUAUUCUAUUCCAAAUCCAAAAGGAGGUCGCAACCCAAAUAAUCUUAUACUUCGCGAAGAUCAGCCCGAAUAUCAAAAAGCGAUUAAGGCGCAUCGAAAACAAAAAAUUGUGGAUAUAUUUAAUCCUGAUUAUGUCCCGAAAAUGCUAAUAGGUAGUCCAGCUAAUAAUAAGGCUGGACCACCCGUUAUUGGUCAUGGUCGUAGGAAUCCAAAUGAAACAAAACGCGGAAAAAGUAAAGGAAAGAAAAAACAUUAG